Molecule: messenger RNA, 1080 nt
Organism: Anopheles maculipalpis
Lineage: Eukaryota; Metazoa; Arthropoda; Insecta; Diptera; Culicidae
Exons: 2
Coding region: 1-1080 (359 amino acids)
Molecular function (GO): protein binding
Source: RefSeq, a predicted model, not a curated record
AUGUCGAUCGAGUUUGGUCUUGUUUUACUUCUAAUAACCAUCACCUCAGCCAACUACGCCAAAACACUCUGGGAACAUCGGUGCGAUCCGGGAUCGGAAGUGUUUAUCUGUUCGGUACCAAACUUCCUGUACAAACCGAAUGAGAACCAUUCCACAUUGAUAGCACCGGAGACAGUGCACAAGGUUCGGCUUGGUUAUCCCACCGAUAAGAAGAUUGUGUCUCGGGAAACUAUCACCACGUACGAUGAAGUGCUGCACCAGGCCCUGCAUCGACCCAGAGCAAUUCAAAUCACAUUCGCCAGCAUAAAGAAGCUCGAUAUUCCACUCGAGCUAGAGUAUGCAGACUUUCAAGAUAACUCGAUCCAAAUAGUAUUCGCACCGGAAGUGAACGGAUCCGCCUAUGCACUACGGUAUCUGGAUUUGCGAAACAAUGAAAUGGAUGAUAUCGAAAGCUUUAAAACGCUCGUUAACCUUGAAACACUGCUUCUGGGCGGUAACAAGAUCAGCAUCCUGGAUGGUACCACCGUAAUGAAUUUCCAUCGACUGUCCGGUUUAGAUUUGGGUAGCAAUAUGUUGGACACGAUCCCUUUUGUCAGUCUGCCCGGCUCGCUAGAGUGGUUAGUUUUGAGACGUAAUUCAUUUUAUGGCCAGCUAGAUAUUGACAACGCUAACCUGUCAUCCCUGAAGGUGUUGGAUCUGCAGCACAAUCUCAUUAACGAACUAAACCCGGAAACGCUACUGACGGUCGCUCCCAGUCUUCGGGCGAUACUGCUCGAAGGUAAUUGGUUCGAUGUGGACGCAGCAAAGAACAUCGCAACCGUUCUUACGCAGAAACAGGUGGAACACGAUAAAUUUCUUCCGAGCGAAAGUGUCAUUGAAUACGAGUAUGAUUAUCAUCGUACGCACGAGAUGCUUAAGGUGCAGGACUAUGUUAUAUCGAUUGUGCUGUCGGUGGUUAAUGUGUGUGUGAUAGGAUGGGGCGUGUUCCGGGUGUACAGAGCUAAACAUACCAGUAGUACGGAGGAGCCUCCCGGUUGCGGUUGUGAUUGGGCGGAAAAGUAUGUUAGUUCCUUAGUCUAG